Molecule: messenger RNA, 2653 nt
Organism: Myripristis murdjan (pinecone soldierfish)
Lineage: Eukaryota; Metazoa; Chordata; Actinopteri; Holocentriformes; Holocentridae
Gene: ctnnbip1
Product: catenin, beta interacting protein 1
Exons: 4
Coding region: 1-438 (145 amino acids)
Biological process (GO): negative regulation of Wnt signaling pathway
Cellular component (GO): cytosol; nucleus; beta-catenin destruction complex
Molecular function (GO): beta-catenin binding
Source: RefSeq, a predicted model, not a curated record
AUGGCGCCCCUAGCGGUCAGGCACAGGCGCAGGCAGCGGGAGUCUCGCUGCGUUGAAUCACAUCGCCGUAGCUCAGCCGACUGGAGGGAUGUGACCCCGGAACAGGACGCCCUCCCUAAAACAACACACCAUUCAAACAGCGCACAGAAGAAAGAAAAGCUGGACCAGGAGGGAGCCACAGGAGCAGGGGGGAUGAACCGCGAGGAGGCCCCGGGGAAGUCUCCUGAAGAGAUGUACAUCCAACAGAAAGUGCGGGUCCUGCUCAUGCUAAAGAAAAUGGGAUCAAAUCUGACGCCGAGUGAAGAGGCAUUUCUCCGGAAUUAUGCAGGCGUGGUUCACAGUCAGAUGAGCCAACUACCACAGCACAACAUAGACCAGGGUGCAGAGGAUGUGGUGAUGGCGUUCUCACGGUCAGAGACGGAGGACCGGCGACAGUGACCUUGGGCCCCCACCCCACCUCACCCUGCUGCACCCCACCCCACACCUCCCCGUCCCGCCCGCGGUUCACAGCAACCCAGAUCCCACAAAUACAACACUGUUGAGCUCAGGAGAGGAGGGGCGCCCGGAGAUGAUGGACGAGGAGGGGAAGAGACACCAGGAGGUUGCUGCCUCACUCUCCCCCAGCCUUCUCCCUCCCUACUCCUCCUCGUACAAGCUGGCACACCAUUACCUGAGAUGCACUCAAGUGGGUUACUGUGGGUUUGAGCCUUGGCAACAAGGCAGUCAAUGAAAACACUCACAAAUUGUGUGGAUGAAUAUAAAACAUAGGGUUUUCUUUGGGGUUGUCUUUUUUUUGUCUUUUUUUUUUUUUUUUGUCUGUGGUGCGGAUUUAGGCAGUGUUAUGUGAUAUAUGCUUAUUGGACCUGACCAAUAAGCAGCUGUGUCAAGCAAAGAGAAAUAUAGUUUUGGUCAAGCAGUGAGUGUUGUGAUUGAUGACCUUGUGGGACGAGAUUUUUAUUAUUUCUGCUUACCUAAACGGGGCUGAAUUUGUUUUGAGUUAGCUGUUGUGUAUAAAGGCUUUCAUAUUCUGUCACACCAGUCGCUCUUCUGCUGCUUUAUUUUGAACUACAGGCGGCUGAGAGUGCGAACCUGCUCUCUCAACCAGAAUUAAAGACACUAGCAGACAUAUGACAUAUUCACAGAAACAUUAAACACAGGUGUACACAUUCUCCCCAAGCAAACAGGAUUUUUUUUUUUAGUUAUUUUUAAAUGUAAAACCUUUUUUAUUGUACAGACAGUAGGGAAAAUACAAUAAUGAAUUGAUUGUGCCAAUUGUAUUUUUUGUUGUUUUUUAUCUGUAAGAUAAAAUUUAACGUUAUGAAUAUGAAAGGUGUCUAAACGACAAGCUGUAGUUCUAAUUUAUUGCGUACUGAAUUGAUUCAUAUCCCUCAAACAAACCACAAAAGAUGAACGAGCAGAUGAUAGUGAAAACUAAAGCCUAACAUGAGCACACCCUUCACUGUUGUCGAGGUGGCUCUUUAUUCACACUAAAAAAAAAAAGGAUAGAAACUCUAAUUAGCUAGCUAUAACUAAGAACAUGACGCCAAACUUAUGAACUUUGUGCUAUUUCUGACUGUACUGUAUAUCAUUCACUGUUAACAGUGGGAUAUUUGCAAAAAAUACAAUUUGACACGUAGCACAGAGGUUUUAUGUUUGGUUCAGUGCAAAAACUUUGUAAGGGAAACAGUAUUUUUAUUCCAACUUUUAUCUCCUUCAGUGAUUUUAAUUGCUUGAAACAAAAUAUAUCUUCCGUGUUAACCGACUCAACUGGAAUAGCUCAAUUGAAUAUUUUCGUUUGUUAAAAGCCGACUUGUUUUUCUAGUGACAUGCUCAAUAUUUAAUGUGUUUUAAGUACAGUUUGUUAACUUGUAUAACUUAAGUAAUUGUAACUUAAUGUUUUGAAGCCAAGCAUGUCUGCCUUGUGGUUUAUAUUGUUCAUUGAAGUGGAUCUGUGAGGAUCUUUAAAGCCUUGCCACAAUGACCAUCGCUUGUACAUUCUUGACAUUUGUGGAAGCUACUCGCUCUUUUAAAAUAUUAGAGGAAAAAAAAAUUAUCAUUUUGUAUGGGUAAAUGUGAUCCAUUGUACCAUUAUUGGCAAUAACUCCUAUUCGAAUGUCUUCAGCAAUCUUCGCAAUGUACAUGGCCAACAGAUCAGUCACGCUGUCUGCCUGCGACAAAGAAAUUUGUCUUUUUAUGUUUACUUUUUGUUUUAAAACAUUCUUAAUUUGUCUAUGCAUUUUUUUUUCUCUACAAGGUGUCUUACUGUAAUUUGACCUAUCAGGAUUGUCCUACAGCCUUCAUUCAGUUUGUUGGAUGGAAGUGUGUGAGUGUGUAUAUGUGCAAACAUUUGUGUGUGUGUGUGUGUGUGUGUGUGUGUGUGUGUGCGUGCGAGUGUGUGUGAUCACUAAACUUGCUACCGGUUUUAAUUUUCAGCUCGCUGUUCAGUUCGACAACAAAUGCGUGUCUUUCUACUGUGAUGACCUGACGUUGCCUAGUUGUCUUUUUUGAUUUCUUUUUUGUUGCCUUUAUAUUCUUUUUUUCUUUUUUUCUCAGUUGACAUCGAUUAGUUGGUUUUGUAUGGCUGCUGACCAUGUCUUGACUUAAUGCUUCCAAAUCCUAUACCAACUGAACCAUUAAAGAAAUUUUAAACUUC